Messenger RNA from Lagopus muta (rock ptarmigan), 4856 nucleotides. It is a transcript of the gene WDR41, whose product is annotated as WD repeat domain 41. NCBI's taxonomy places the organism in Eukaryota, Metazoa, Chordata, Aves, Galliformes, Phasianidae. The transcript has 13 exons. Gene Ontology annotation, molecular function: protein binding. Gene Ontology annotation, cellular component: lysosomal membrane. Gene Ontology annotation, biological process: regulation of autophagy. The record is from RefSeq and is a predicted model, not a curated record. The coding region runs from base 81 to 1457 and encodes 458 amino acids.
CCUGCGGCGGGGAAACCGUGCGCCGGGGCGGCGCGCAGGCAGGGGCUGGGCCGCAGUUGCAGCGAGGCGGCGGCAGUGGGAUGCUGCGCUGGCUGAUCGGGGGCGGCCGGGAGCCGCAGGGCCUGGCGGAGAAAUCGUCUGUACAGACCAUUGGUGAAGAACAAGUACAAAAUCCUUACACUGAGCUCCUUGUGUUGAAAGGUCAUCAAGAUAUAGUACGUUUUCUUGUACAAAUAGAUGAUUACAGGUUUGCAUCUGCAGGAGAUGAUGGAAUCAUUUUUCUGUGGAAUGCUCAGACUGGAGAGAAACUUUUUGAACUUCAUGGUCACACACACAAGAUUACAGCUAUAGCACCAUUUUUUUCAUCAGAUGCUUCUGAAGAAAACAGUCAUUUGAUUUUAACAGCAUCAGCUGAUAGAACAGUUAUUGUUUGGGACUGCACUACUGGCAGACAGGUGCAAAAAGUGUCAUGUUUCCAUUCGACUGUAAAGUGUUUGACAGUCCUUCAAAGACUGGAUGUAUGGUUGUCUGGAGGGAGUGAUCUAUGUGUUUGGAACCGAAAAUUAGAUCUCUUGUGUAAGACCAGUCAUCUUACUGAUGCAGGUAUUAGUGCUUUGGUUGAAUUGCCUAAAAACUGUGUUGCGGCUGCUGUUGGCAAAGAGCUAAUCAUUUUUAGGUUGAUUGCUUCCAGUGAUAAGUCUGAAGGUUGGAAUAUCCUUGAAGUAAAACGCCUUGUCGAUCAUCAAGAUAACAUCUUGUCAUUGGUCAGUGUCAAUGACUUGACUUUUGCAACAGGUUCUCAUGUGGGUGAGUUAAUAGUUUGGGAUGCACUUGAUUGGACAAAGCAGGCAUCUGAGUGCAACUUCUGGGACUCUUCUGUCCAACCAGAUGCACGGACAGAAAUAAAACUAUCCCAAAGUCCAAAUGAAACUUCAGUUCAACACUUAGCAUCUGAUGACGAGUAUGUGUAUGCUGCAGUUGGGAAAGGCAUAUACGUAUAUAAUCUUCAAAUGAAGCGUGUGAUUGCCUGCCAGAGAACUGCUCACGACUCUUCUGUACUGCACAUUGAGAUGCUUCCAAACAGGCAGCUGAUAUCCUGUUCAGAAGAUGGCAGUGUACGCAUUUGGGAGCUCCGAGAAAAGCAGCAGCUGCCAAAUGAACCAGUUCCAACAGGGUUCUUCAACAUGUGGGGAUUUGGAAGGGCAAACAAGCAGGCAAACCAAGCUAAGAAGGUGCAGGAGAAUACACCUAUGCAUUUUUUGGAGCUGGUUGGUGAUCUGAUUGGUCAUUCAUCAGCUGUACAGAUGUUCCUGUACUUCAGUGAACUGGGACUGGUUACAUGCUCUGCUGACCAUCUCAUUAUUUUGUGGAAGGAUGGUGAACGCGAAUCUAGACUCCGCAGUUUAACGUUAUUUCAGAAACUGGCACAAAAUGGUGAUCUGCAACCAAAAUUUUAAAUUGCUUGAAUACAGGCUAAAUAUGCAUAACUGGAUAUACAUUAAAUGUGAAUGUGAAGGAAAGUCUGCAGUCUUACUGUGGGUUAACCUACACUGGAGUUGAUAUAACACCACUAUGAUGUCUACCAUGAAGUGUGAUUGAUUCAAGUUAGUCAUUGCAUAGUGUACUCAUUGAAUUCAUUUGUCUGUCAUGGAGGUGCAGUCCUUACUGGGGAUUUUCAGGAUGUAAAAUAUUUUCAUAAGUCUCAACAUAAGGGAGAGCAGAGAACAAUAACAUUUUAGGCUGUAUUUUUCCCUGCUUUUGUGAGUCGAAUUUGGAACCCCAAAUGGCAUUAAAAAACAAAAAGAGAAUGGAGAAAUUGUUGAGUAAUGUUUCACUUUAUAUUCAGGAAGGUGAAGUCAGCUUUAAAUCUUGAACUGCAUGUUUUUUUCUUGAGAUGGCUAUCCUAUGGGAGGGAAAGAGAUUGGAUUACAGAUGGUUAUAGCAUGUUUUUGGGUAUGUGUUACUACACAUGUGAGGAUGAAAGCAUGUUAGCCUCAUCUGCUCAUGAGUCUCUAAUGCACUGUUUCAGAUAGCGUUCCUCAGCGAGUGUUGCACUCCGUACAACUGACGUACAAAGUGGGAGAGGAAGUUCCUCUUUGGCUCUUUUUCCCCAUUGUGCUCAGGCAGCCCAAGGGCCAACUGCACCCUGGAGUGCACCAGGCCCAGUGAGCGAGGCGAGGGGUUGUGCCACUCUGAUCUCCUUCAGGUUGUACCAACCUGAUCUCCUUCUAUGAUCUAGUGACCCAUCUGGUGGAUGAAGGAAAGGCUGUUGAUGUGGUCUACCUAGACUUCAGCAAAGCCUUUGACACUGUCUCCCACAGCAUUCUCCUGCAGAAGCUGGCAGCCCGAGGCUUGGAUGGGUACACUCUUGGCUGGGUAAGGAGCUGGCUGGAGGGCCGGGCACAGAGAGUGGUGGUGAAUGGAGUCAAAUCCAGCUGGCGACCCAGUGGUGUUCCCCAGGGGUCGGUGCUGGGGCCUGUCCUCUUCAAUAUCUUUAUUGAUGACCUGGAUGAGGGCAUCGAGUGCACCCUCAGUAAAUUCGCAGAUGACACCAAAUUGGCUGGAAGUGUGGAUCUGCCUGGGGGUAGCGAGGCCCUACAGAGGGAUCUGGACAGGCUGGAGAGCUGGGCUGAAGCCAAUGGGAUGAGUUUCAACAAGGCCAAAUGCUGGGUCCUGCACUUUGGCCACAACAACCCCAGGUGACGCUACAGGCUUGGGGCGGUGUGGCUGGAGGACUGCGUAGAGGAAAUGGACCUGGGGGUAUUGAUUGAUGCUCGGCUGAACAUGAGCCGACAGUGUGCCCAGGUGGCCAAGAAGGCCAAUGGCAUCCUGGCUUGCAUCAGAAACAGUGUUGCAAGCAGGAGCAGAGAGGUGAUUGUUCCCCUAUAUUCAGCACUGGUGAGGCCGCACCUCGUGUACUGUGUCCAGUUUUGGGCCCCUCACUGCAAGAAAGAUAUUGAGGCCCUGGAACGUGUUCAAAGGAGGGCAACAAAGCUGGUGAGGGGUCUGGAACACAGGCCAUAUGAGGAGAGGCUGAAGGAGCUGGGAAUGUUCAGCCUGGAGAAGAGGAGGCUCAGGGGAGACCUCAUUGCUCUCUAUAACUUCCUGAAGGGAGGUUGUAGUGAGCUGGGGGUCGGCCUCUUCUCUCGUGUCAUUAGUGAUAGGACCAGGGGGAAUGGCUUCAAGCUACGGCAGGGGAGAUUCAGGCUGGACAUCAGGAAGUAUUACUUUUCAGAAAGGGUGGUCAGGCACUGGAAUGGAUGCCCAGGGAGGUGGUGGAAUCACCGACCCUGGGGGUGUUCAAGGAAAGGCUGGAUGUUGUGUUGAGGGACAUGGUUUAGUGGGAGCUAUUGGGAAUAGGUGAACGGUUGGACUGGAUGAUCUUUUAGGUCUUUUCCAACCUUGGUGAUUCUAUGAUUCUAUGAUUCUGCUCUGUGCUCUGCGGCCUCACCUCCUGCACUGGAUGCCAUUGUAAUGACACAAGGAGAGUGUCCAAAGGAGGGCUGCAAAGCUGGUGAAAAGUUUGGAGGGCAACGGGCGUUUCAUUGUUUUUAUGAUUCCUUUUAAAUUUCUUUUUCCAGAUCUCAGUAAAGCAGAAUUCUGUAUGUUCUUGUGAAAGUAAAUGUCUUUGUCAGAAAUAGCCUUAAUAUCGAUACAGAGAAAAGAGGCAAUUUAAGUAUGUAUGUACUGAUAACAGUAUGAAGCAACAGACUUAGUCACUGGGGAGGUAGGAGUCUGACAAAAGUGGUACAUAAAGAUCAAUUCAUGCUUAUUUCUUCUACUCUUACAGAGGAGUAAUACUCCACAUGAAUUACUUUUUUACUUUGGGUAAAAAAAAUACACAGGAUGUGGCAACAAAUAUUUCACAUUGAUGCUUUAACUCGGGUACUGAGACUGAACUUUAUUUCUUACGUCCCUUCUACCAUUGACAUUCCUCUUUGUGUAACAGAGCUAUGACAAUACUGAACUGAAAUGUUUUACAUGGUUAUGGUCUUACAGUUACGCAGUAUGAUCUUACAGCAUUUAAUAAAUUAAGAGGACAAAGUUUUGGAAGUUUAAAUUCUUUUCUCUAAUGCAUGCUGCAGUGAGCAUUCAGUCAUUGGAAUAGUUAAGAUACAACCACUGAGAGCACUAGUUCUAGAUAAAGGAAUGGUAAAAGCAGUUUACUGUAUAAAAAAGAGGUUCAACUCAUCUGAAUAAAAAUCCAUUGAAAAAAUGUUGCAUAUAUAUUCAUUAUUUCUUACUAUAUAUCUUUCACCAGAAACACCAUUCUUCAAAUAUACACAGUGCAGCAUUUUAACACAUAGCAACCAAAAGUAUGAUUCUAUUACAAUUCUAACAAAAAUAUACCUUAUAUACAUUUUUUUUCUGCACAUACAUUUUAUGAAUGUUUCAUUUUGUUUUCCAAACUUGGUACAAAACAUACAAAAAAGGUUGGCACAUUACAUAAGCUACCUGCAGUAAACAAUCACGGUCACUUUUCUUCCACAGCUAUCGAAGCUCCUUAUAUUUCUUUCUUAGUUCAGUUGUAGAUACAGUGUAAGGGUGUGGAAAAGAGUCUGCCUGGAGACCCUUCAUUUCAACUCAAGUCACUGAUUUGAUGCUUUUGCCCGCAGUGCAAAGUGUUUAAAAAUCAGCAGUUCUGCCAUUUUUAACUGAAUAAUCUGAGAACAGUCUAAAAUCUGAACUCAUGUUUAUGGUCUGCAUGUGGUUAAAAUGAGAUGUACAAAAAUACACAUUUGUGCUUAGGAAGCUUUAGCAUAAAUUUCAUAUUUAAAACCAAUGAAAAACUAUGUCUGCUUUCUGACUUAUUUACAGCUUUUGGAAUGUUAUGGUUUUGUUUUUUUUUUUUUUUU